Synchiropus splendidus (mandarinfish) is the source of this 907-nucleotide messenger RNA. RefSeq names its product S100 calcium binding protein W (gene s100w). Lineage: Eukaryota; Metazoa; Chordata; Actinopteri; Syngnathiformes; Callionymidae. The record is from RefSeq and is a predicted model, not a curated record. Gene Ontology annotation, molecular function: calcium ion binding; transition metal ion binding. The coding region runs from base 115 to 432 and encodes 105 amino acids. The transcript is spliced from 3 exons.
GUGAAUCAUAGUGCAACCCCUUUAUAAGGAGAGUUCUCAAGAGGCACAGAUCACUCGGACCUCAGGGGAGACACACAGCUCACCUCCACCUGGGUGAUUUGAACCUGUGGAAAAAUGGCUCGUCUGGAUGAAAUCAUCACCAGCCUUGCAGAUAUAUUUAUCGAGUACUCAGGUGAGGACAGCAAGAAACGUCAGCUGGACAAGGACGAGCUGAAGAAACUGUUUGAAAAGGAAAUAGAGAGCCCCCAGCUCCAGGGGACGAUCGACAUUCAUGAUGUGGAGGAGGCGAUGGCUGAGAUGGACAAGAACCACGAUGGUCAAAUCAACUUCAGAGAGUUCUGCAGAGCUGUGUGCUUGAUGGCCAAAUGUUACUACCACAAAAAGACCGGCAAAGAAGGCAGGAGAGGCAAGAAGGAGGAGGACAAAGAUUAAUAAACACGAUUGGUUGCAUCACUUUUUUCUGAAGAGAUCUGGGAAAACAGCUUAGUUUCUUUAGAAUUUGCUUUUUAUCCUGAUGAAGUGGUGGCGUUAUUGUAGACAUCUUCCUUGUACAUGACUGCAGCCUUCACCAGCGAAAGAUGGCAGAUGAUAGUAAAAGAUGGAAACAGAUGCCUCAAAGGUUCCACCUUGAUGUUUUAGAAAUGAUGUGCAGCAUUUCCAAACCUCUAAGCCAUAUAUGGGUCACUGUGUACGGACAGCUAAAUACCAUCAGCAUUGGAAAAUAAAUUAUAUAGCAGUUUUUUUGCGGUACAUUGUGGUGCGGUGGAGAGCUUAAGUUCCUCCAUUGUAUUAAAAGAAUUCAUUCUUGUACCAGUUUUCUAUGGUCCUCUAACAUGUGUGUCUGAAUAUUAAAUUUGACAAUCCCAAAAUAAUGUCACACUUUCAACAGUCGGACGUAGAAAUAAUU